CAUGGAUGACGAUGGCAAGAUGGAUAUAGAUGAACCAGUCGGUGAAAAUGCAGGUGGUGGUGAUGCGAAGGGUGAAAGUAAGGAAGAGCCAUCCAGUUCAGCAGCUGCUUCUGUGGCAGCCAUACAGUUGAUGUUAGGAAGUGCAUUUGGUAUGAAGGUACCUCCACCGGAAUACUCUGGCAUUCCUCAGGAAACUACAGAGAAAGAACCAGAACCCAUUGAUGUUCAACAGAAAGUAGGGCAAGGAGAUAGUGUUCUUGAAACAGCUGCUGAAAAAGAACCAGUCCCUCCUGUUGAACCCAAACCAACAAAAAAUAGAAGCAAGAAGAAGAAAAAUAGAGCCCACGCAGAGGGCAAAGAUGACCCAACAAUAAUGCCUCUCAUUUCUGCACCUCCUUCAAUAGUUUCAAAUCCUCCCAGUAGAAUUACUGGUCCAAUUGAACUAGAUGAAGAUGACUUUAAUAAAAAUGAUAGGGAAAAGGGUAUGGGACGUUACUCGGGUCCAAGGAGCAGAGGAGGACGAAUGGAUGAAAGAGGACACUCGGAAGAUAGAGGACGUAUGUCAGAUGAUAGGGGUGGACGAAUGAGAGAAGGUAUGGAAGAGGAUGAUCACAGUCCUGGGAGAGGACCAUGGCAUAGGCCUAGACAUGGAAAGUAUAAGUAUCCAGAUGAUUUUGAUGAAGAAGAUUUUGAAGAUGAGUUUGGUGAUCGUGAACAAGAUUAUGGACGUGACUACGAUGAUUAUGGACCACCAUAUGAUAGAGGAAGGUCGGGUCCACCUGGGAGAGAUUUUGGUCCUGGUCCAAGACCUUUUGGACAGAGGCCAAAUUUUCCUGGACCACCACAUGGACACCAUGGCCCACCUGGUCCUCCAGGAUAUGGACCAAGAAGUUUUGGUCCAGACGGACCAUAUGGACCAGACGGCCCAGGAAAUUAUGGACCCCAUGGAUAUGGUCCAGGGCCAAUGAUGGGACCACGAGGACCUCCACCUAUGGGUCCCGGGGGACCACCUAUGGGACCAGGAGGACCACCAAUGGGACCUGGUGGACCACAUAUGGGUCCAGGAGGUCCACCAAUGGGACCUGGAAAUUUCCCGCCACAUGGCUUUGGGCCAGGUCCUGGAAUGGGACCAGGACCACCACAAGGACCUGGAUUUCAUGAAGGGUUCCAAGGACCACCAGGGUCCGGGUUCCCUCCAGCACCACAGGGGCCUGGACCAUGGCAAGGAGAAGGGUUUCCUCCACCUCCACAGCCAAAUUUCAAUAUGCCUAGCAUGCCACAGCCUCCGCAGACAUUUUCAGGUGAAGUUUUUCAUCAGGAGGGUUUCAAUCCUGCUUUUCAGCCAAUUCCUCCACCAGAGACAGCUACACCUAAGCCUCCAGUAACCCAAGAGUCUGCUGAGAAACUCAUUGCGAUGGGUAUGAAUCCAGAUUUAGCAAAAAUUUUGGAUGCUGAUAAUAAAAACAAACCUACUAAGUCUGACUCAAGUGGGGGAACACCAAAAAAGAAAUCAAAAAAGAAAAAGAAGAAAGGAGAAUCAGAGAAGCCCACAGAUAAUGAACAAAGUUUGGACUUUGAUGAGGUUCCACUGCCAAUGUCAAUACCCUUACCAGAUGAUGUCCCUCUGCCACCAGAACCAAAGAAAAAGAAGAAGAAAAAGCGUGACAAAGAUCUGGAAAAUGUUAUGUUUCCACCACUUCCAGAUGCUGUACCAAUAGUAGGACCAGCUCCUAAACCAGCUACUCCACCAAUACCUGUACUGCAACCAGAACAGCCAGUUUCUUCAGCAGCUGAAGGUUCCGUAGAUGUUAUGCCGCAUCUACCACCAGAAGGGUCUUCUGUUCCAUCACAAUACCAACAGUAUCCUUCACAGACCCAGUAUGAGUCAACUCAUCCCCCACAGUUACAGCCACAACAUGUGUCAGGUCAGGAACCUGUGCCAGUUGAACAGCCUCCUUUACCAGUCCCUCCAUCAAUAAUCCAGGCUCCAGCUCAGCCUUCAAUGUCCCAAAAUAUACCACAACAGGUGUUUAGCGGACAAACAGUUACUUCACAAAUUUUGGUGGGUACAACUCCUCAGACAUUACCACUUCAAACACAACAGCAAAUUACAAGCCAGGUGCCAGAAGCAAGUUCAGGGCAUUCUCAGAGUCAGCCUCAAGGACAGAUUGUUUCUAUGCAAGGAACAACUGUAGUAGCAACGCAACAACCUGCUAUGCAGCAGGUAUCUCAAGGGCAGAUAAUAGGGGUAACAGCUCCCACUCUUCAGCAGCCAGUAAUCCAGAUUGGCCAAUCUGUCAUAAAUCAGCCAGUUGGUCAAGGAGUGACUGUUUCACAGAUCCCAGUUCAGACAGUGCCACAGCCAUCUGUACGAAGGUCAAGGUUUGAUCCUCACUGGACUCCAGAGCCAGUAACAGCUCCAGCUGUUGUGUCUGUUAUCCAGCCAAUUCAGACUUCUCAAGUACCAGUAGCUCCACAGGAAGGAUCCAUUAAUUCAGCACAGGUACCUUUGAUCCAUCAACAGGUUGUUUCUCAACAGGGUGCAGUUCAAGCACCAGUACUACAUAAUCCAACAGCUAUUCAGCAGCAGGUUGUCCCAGUUUCAAACAUUCUGCAGGCACCAGUUGAACAACUUCAGCAAAGCCCAAUCAGCCAGCCUGUUCAACCUGUGACUGUUCAGUCUGAAAUCCCAGUACAGAAUUUAAACACGCAGGUAAACAUUGAGCAAACAACUUCCGUGUCAGAAAACAGAACUUGGCCAAAGAGCAUGGUCCCCUCAGUAGAAGAUGCCCCCAGUGAAGAACCUACUGCUAUGGAGACAGAUGAUACUGAAACAGUCGAUGAAUUGGAUGUGAAAGAAGCUGAAGACCAAAUUUUGCAAAAAGUAGAAGAAGGAUAUGUUUACUUCGAAAAUAAAGCACUGGUGAAAGAAGAUGGGUCUGCAGAGUCACAAGCGCCAAAAGAACCAGUUACUGCUUCCCAGUUGCUGGAAAAAUUUAAGCAAAAACGGCAGCUUAAAAAGACUGAUAGCAAGUCUGAAUUUACAAAAUUUCCAGUAGUGUUGCCACCACCACUUAUGCAAAAGACUCCCUCUCAAGAAGAAGCUAAAGCACUGGACAAAGGACAAGGUAAAUUCACCUUUGCUAUUAGAAAACUGAAACAGUUAGAAGCAGAAAAGGAAGAAGAAGAAAAACAGGUAUUAACAGCUUUAUCUACAGAAGAAGAACAAAAGAUGGGAGCAUCAGUUAAAGAGUUAGAAAGAGAGUCUAUGUCAGAAAAAGGAAAACGGGAUAAAAUGUCAAAAGAGAAAGACGUAGAGGGAAAGUUGAAGUCCUUGUUUAAAGAAAGAAAAAAGAAAUCAAAAUCUUUGUCUCCGGACAGAAAAUCUCGAUCUAGGUCUGAUUCAAGGGAGAGAAAGAAGUAUAAGAAGCAAAAAAGUGUUUCAAGGGAGAGGAGCAGAUCUAAAGAUAGAAAGAAAUCAAGAGAUAGAAGUAGGUCUAGGGGUAGAAAAAGUAAGUCAAAAGAGAGAAGUAGGUCGAGGGAUAGACAAAGAAAGAAGGAAAAGUCACUUUCACCUUGGAGAAAAGAUAGAGAAUUUUUCAAACGUUAUGGACGUUUUCCGCGACCUGGUGAAGCAGACAGCAUAAGUUAUGAAAGCAGUACUUCCAGAGACAGAGGAAGAUAUAAUGACCGAAGUAAUGAUAGAGCUAGGGGCAGUAGAGUCCAAUCAUCAAGGAGGAGUCGAGAAAGGAGCUUAGACAGGAGCAGGGAUCGUAGGUCUAGGGAAAGAGAGAGUAGGGAUAGAAGGUCAAGAGACAGGGAAAGUAGAAGUAAGAGGUCGAGGGAAAGGGAAAGUAGAGAUAAGAGAUCAAGGGAUAGAAGUAGAGAUAGAAUGUCAAGGGAGAGGAGUAGUAGAGAAAGAAGUAAAGAGAAAAAAGAAAGAAAAAGAAGUAGGGAAAAGAAAGUGAGAAAAUUGAGUAGGGACAGUGAAGAAAAAGAAAAUAAAAGAAGCAGGGAUAGGAAAAUUAAUGAGAAAGAUAGGAAAAAGGCCCGUAAAGGAAAAAGAGAUGAAAGUAGUUCCAGGAGUGAUACAAGCAGCAGCAGUGAGUCAGAAGAAGACAAACACAAAAAUAAGAAGAAAAGCAGAGAUAGAAAAUCUAGAAGUUUAAGUGUAGACGUUAGUAAAAAGCAUAAAGACAGAAGUUUAUCUGUUGAUAAGAAGAAAAGUAAAAACACGGAUAAAAGUUUCUCUGUAGAUAGAGAAAAUGAAAUGAUAGUUGUGAAAACAGAACCAGUUGAACAAAUGGAAAUAGACAGUCAUACCAUUAAGCCAAAGAACCAAAUAUCACAGGAAAAUGUUGAGAAAAGUGAUAUGUAUGAAGAGUAUAUUCAAAGAGAAGACAAGGUAUUGGAAGCCUCUGGUAGUUUGAGAGUUGAAAGUAAAGAAGUUGAAAUGGAAACAAAUGAAGAUAUUGGCAGAGGGAAAAAAGAAGAGAAAAAAACAGAAGUAGAUUCUUCUUCAGAGGAUGAACAGGAAAGGUUUGUAAGCAAAAAGGAGAAAAGAGUAUACACCCCAGAAGAAAGAGAAAGAUCAAGAAUACGUGAACACAGUGGCGAAAGAGAAAUGUCAAAGCAAUAUGAGAAUGAUAAGUACAAAGGAAAAGACAAAGAAAGGAGAAAAGAGAGAUACAAUGAUGAUUAUGGAGAUGAAAGAGCUAAAUCAUACAGAGAUGAAAGAAAAGGUGACAGAGAAGAUACCAGUGACUUCUCUAGAAAUGAAAGAGAAAGACGUAGAGAUGAAGAAAAUAGAUAUAGAGAAAACUGGGAAACAACAUUGAGAGAAGAAAGAUACAGAGAAACAAGAGAAGAAAAAUACAGGAGAGAUGAGGAAAAAGACAGAAAAGAGAAAAAGUAUGAUAGAAGAGGGGAUGACAGUGACAUUGAAAAAGAACGAAAUAGAGGGAGAAAGUACAAGGAGUACGACAGUGACAGUGCAGAAAAUUAUAGAAGUAGAAAAGAUGAUAGCCGUCAGAAAAGGCAUGAUGACCGUUUAAGUAGACCUGAACAUGUUGAACAUACAGUUGCUAAAUCUAAAUGGGAUAGUGGGAGUGAUAGUGGUGAUGAUUAUGAAAGAACUCACAACGAGGAAUUAUUACCAGCUAGAAGUGGUCCAAGUGUCAGAUCGAGAAAAGAGGAAGUACAUCCUUCCAAGAAUCUGUCUGGCAUGGUGAAACUCGAAAUAGAUAUAAGUAAAAUCAACCAGUUAAAAUUACUGAAUAAGAUGAUGAAAGCUAAGCAGCAAAAAGAGUCUGGAAGUGACCAGAGUAGUGACAGUAGUGAUGAAAAUGAUUCCAAAUCUAAGAAAAAGCACAAGAAGGAGAAACCAUUGAAAAAGAAGAAUAAGAAGGACAAGAAAAGGCAUGUCGACUCUGAUAGCGAAAAUGAAGACUCACCGGUCAAGCAAAAAAAGAAAAAGAAAACUAAGAAAAAGAAGAAAGAUAUUGAUUAUGAUAGUGAUGAUGAUGGUGAUAGUCAGAAGAAAGAUAAAAGGAAAAAGAAAGGUAGACAUGCGAGUUCCGAAUCUGAUGUUUCAAGUGCGGAUGAAAUGAAAUCAAGAAAAAAAUAUAAGGAAGGCCGAAAGGGGAAAAAGUAUGAUUCAGAAAGUGAUGAAUCAGUUACAAGGUCCAAGAAAUCUAAAGAUAAAAGGAGCAAAGAAAGAGAAAGAAGAUAUGAAAGCCCUCCUGAUGAGUUUGAAUACAAAAAGCGAAGCAGUGGCAGAAGGAGAAAACAAUCGGAAUACCAAACUGAAAGUGAAGAAGAAAAGUCAGUCAGAAGUAAGAGGGAUAAGCAGAGGUCAUCAAGGGAUGAAUAUAGAGACUUUGAGAAGAAAAAUAAAGAUAAGCUUUCCAGACAAGAGCUUAGAGAACAUAGUGAUGAGGAAACUAGGUAUCGAAAAGAAAGAGAAAAACAAAAAAGGCGAAUUUCAAGGGAUAGUGGAAGUAUGGAGGAUGAAAGAAGAUACCCAAGACAAAGGAACCAGUCAAAAGAAAAGUACAAGAAAGAACUGAAAAUAGAAAAAUUAUCAAAGAGAGAUAAGGAACGAAGACAUUCUGAAGGAAGUGAGUUCAGUGAUGAUGAUGAUGAGAGAAAAAGGAGAACUAGGAAAGCCAGAGAUAAAGGGAAAGAACAAAGUGAAUCAGAUGAAGAUCAUAAAAGAAAGAAAGGAAAGGAUGAAAGUGAUUCAGAUGAAGACAUUAGGAAAAAGAAAGGGAAAAGCAAAGAAAUGAGGAAAUAUGACAGUGAAGAUAGUGAUGACAAAUUCACUGAAAUUAUGAAAGGUAUUAAAAAAUACAAGGAAAAAUUAAUUGAGAAAGAUGCUGAUAGCAUGCGAAAGAAAAAAAGUAGAAGUCAAAGUGAAGAAAGAGAUGAUAGAAGUAAGACAGACAGAAAAAGGCUAAGUGAAUCAGAAAGUGACAAUGGUUCAAGGCGAUCUGGUAGAUUGUCCAAGGAAAGGAAAAUGCUUCAGAAAGAUAAACUAAUUGCUGAAGACAAGCGAAGUUCAAGCAGAGAGAAAAGAAAUGUUGAUGACUAUUUGAUAGAAAAAGUAAAAAAGAGAAGCAGGAGUCUUAGUUCACGAAGCAAAAGUAGAAGCAGAUCUAGAACAAAGAUUUUGAAAUCAGAAAAGCAGCGAAAAAGGUAUCCUAGUGAUAGUGAUUCAGGAAAGGAUGAUAGGAGUCGACGGAGUCAGAGAAAGAGGGAAGAUUCGUCCAGUGAUGAAGAAAGAAUGAGAAAGAAAUAUGAAGAAUAUGAAGAGGACAGACAUAGAAGCAAAGAUAAGGAGCAAAAAAAGAGGCAAGAAAGAGAUAGCUUGUCACCAAGACGGGAUGAAAGAUUUGAAAGGGACAGGCGAAGCCCAAAAAGACAAGAAGAAAUAAUUUUAAAAGAUAGGCGUAAGAAGGACAAGGAUGAAAGUUAUGAUGACGACUACAGAUCAAGAAAGAAAAGAGAGGUAGAUAAAAAGGAAAGAAGAAGGUACAGUUCAAGUAUAAGUGGCAGCUCUUCCAGUUCUAGUUCGGAUUCUGGAAGUGAUAUAGAUAAUGAGAGAAGGCAUUCAAAACUGACCGGUCAAAAAAACGUGAAAGCUGGGACAGGUUCCAAAAUGGGGCCUGUCCCAGGUACUCCCCAGACAACAGAAAAUACAGAUAUUGAAGUUACAAGAAAUCAAAGCACUAUUAAAAGUUUGAAAGCAAUUGUUGAUGUUAUUGAAGAAAAAGCUGGAGAAAUUCCAGAUUUGGAAAAUAGUGCUGACUUUCUACCACCAAAAGUAAAAACAGAUCUAGAAGUAACUCCAUCAAAUGAAGAUGUUAAACUUGAAGUUAAUACUAGUAAUUCAUUUUCUAAUAAUGAGGACGGUGCAACUGGUAAGGGACAUGGUGAAAAGUCUUCAAAGAAACAUUCUAAAAAGAAAGAUAAAAAGGAAAAAGAAAAGAAGAAGCACAAGAAAAAGAAGAAGAAAAAGAAGAAAAAACAUUCUGAAUCAAAUGGCGAUAAAGCAGACAGACUAAAUUCAAGCACGGACAGUUAUCUGUCUGUGGAUAAGGAAAAAUCAGACAUAGAACCGGAAAAGACAAGUAGACAACAAGAUGUGGAAAUAAACAAACUGAAGUCUGACAUAAAGGAAUUGCCUGAACAAAUACCUCAUCACUUCAGACGAACCAGUUUACUUGUAGAUUAUGCUUCAGAUGAUGACUCAUCUUCACAAGACGAAGGUAACAAGGAAACUGUUAAGGAUGCAAAAUCAAAGGAAGUUGAAUCCAAUCUGGCAUUCAGAACAGAGCUGCCUGAAACUGUUUUACCACCUCAAAAGCCAAAGGCAAGAAUCAGUUUUAGAUUAAGUGUUGAUUCUGAUUCCAGUACAAAGAAAUCACCAUCAGCAGAGGCAUCAAAAGAUGAUUUGACAGAGAAUAAAGAAGUAAAAACAAGUGGGCGAGAAACUAAAGAGGAUACAGAUAAUGAAAUAAAAGAUGAUAAAAAAGAAGCAAACAAGGAUGUUCUUUAUGAUCCAUUUGAAAUGUUAGAUGACAGUUCAAAUUCAGAGUCAGAAAUGCUUCCAAAACAGCCAGAUGUAAGCACAAAGGUUUCUGAUAAAUCAGAUGUGCUUAAUAUAGUAGUGACCACCUCGCAGUCGCUUGUAGCACCAUCAGUGAAUAUUUUACCAGACAUAGGAAUUAAAACUUCAGUAACAAACCUAAAUGCACAGCCUAUAGUCUAUCCAUUUCAGGCUUUGCAUUCGUGUAUAGUUCCUGGACCAGUUGUUGCCCCUGUUCCUGCUCCAGUUGGGGUACCAGCUCCAUCAAAUCUUAAGUCGCAACAAGUGGCCACACAAAAUGUAUCUGGUAUCCCACCUACUGCAAUAGUUCAACAAGUUUUACCUGUAGCACCUUCAGUAGGUAUACCAUCCCUAGGAAAUAUACCACCACCGUCAGUUACUAUUCCUAGUCUUGGAGCAGCUCAGAAAAGUUUUGAAGUAUCAGUUACUUCUGACAUUGUACAAACACAACUGUCAAGUGUUGCAGCUGAUGAACUGAAUCCUAAAUCUUCACUGCCUGAAAUUAAAGUUGGAUCAAAAGCUAAACAAGUUGAGAUAAAGACAUUUAUUCCCCAUGAAAAGCAUCAGUCAAAAUCAAAAGCAAAGUCAAGAUGGGAUACCGAUGAACUUAUCAAAACGGAGAAGAAAAAACAACCAGAUAGUGAUGACCUUUAUGAUCCAUUUUCCAUGGAUUCUGAUCAUUCACUACCACCUAGCCCAAAAGUGGAAAGAUCUGGAAUUACAAAACAAGAAAAAGCAAAAAAUGAAAACAAAUCCAAGGCAAAGGAAAGUAGUCCAGUUUUUGAAAGUAAUCUGGAUCUAGAAAAAAUUCCAACACCAGAUGACAUAAGUGCGUUGCCUAAACAACCAGCAGUUUUAUCCAUCUCAAAAACUACUUCAGCUAGUGUUUCCCCUAAAGUAACAAUCACAAAGUCUCCACCAAGAACAGAGACACAGAAAAUCACUAUGAAAUUUACAUCUGGUAGAAAAGUGAUUGGAAAAUCUGCUAUUAUGGCAGAAGAUGUGGAAGAAUCUGAUGAAUUGUCUCUUAUGCCAAAACUAAAACUUAGUACACCAGCUGAAGAUGUUGCUAAUGUUACUGAACAAAUUCCAGCUAAAAAGAGCUUUUAUGAGACUAAGAAGGCUCUAAAGAAAUCCAUGCAAGCAGCAGAAUUUAUUGAGAGGCAAUUAGAGAAGACUGAACAGAAUAAUGAAAGCAAUGACACAAUUGAUAAACUGGCAGAGCAAGAUAAUUUCAAAGAAUCUUAUGAAAAAGGUAAAACAUCUGAUAGAAAAAAUAGAUCAGAAUCAGAAGAGAAAAAGGUGACAAGGUCACCAAGAACCAGAAAACGGAGCAAAUCUCGAGAUACAAGUAGAAGCCUCUCAAAAGAAAGGCAUAAAAUUGAUUCUAAGGACAGAAAAAGGAGUAUUUCUAAGGAAAGAAAGAAGAGUUAUGAUGAUAGGAGAAGAAGUAUUUCAAGAGAAAGAAAACGAAGUUCAUCAAGGGAUAGAAAAGUCAGUGUUUAUAAAGCUAGAGAACAGAAUAGAAGGGAAUCAAAAUCAAGAAGUACAAGCACAUCUCGAGAAAGAAUUAGAGAAAAGAGAAGAAGUAAUUCAAAGGACAGACUGAAAGAAAAACGAUUUUCUAGGGAUAGAAGUUUGUCUAGAGAGCGCAAACAUAGGAGCGAUUCAAGAGAAAGAAGGGGCAGAAGAAGCACUUCUCCUGAGAACCGAAGGUAUAGGAGUUACUCAAGAGAAAGAAGGAAAGCUAAAAGUAAAACUCCAGAAAAGCAAGCAAAGGCAAGCCAAGGGGGAUCUCUUGAUCAGACAAAUUACAGAAGACAUGAAAGGAAUGCUUCUCCAAAAUAUAGAAGCAGCAGAAGGAAGAGAAGCAGAUCUAGAAGCAAGUCUCGGAGUAUUGGUAGAGAAAGAAAGUUGCCAAGGAAGAGAACAAGGCAGCGAAAACAUAGUUCUUCUGAAAGAGGAUCAAGUGAUAGUUCAGAUUCUGAUUCUAGUUCAAGUUCAUCUGAUGAUGAGGAUAGCCCUGCUAGGACAGAAAUGGAUAUCCGUUCUCGGAAGAAACCAGGUGAUAAAGUCUCUGGCAAGAUUAAGGACGAUGAAGGAACAACAGCAAUAGUUAAUUUAGAAAAAAUAAAACCACUGAGAUCAGAUUCAGUAGAUGGGUCUGCACAAGAUAUGCAACUAACAGAGACGUGUAGUGACAGUGACAAGUUGUUUGCACAGGCUGGGAUACCAGUACCUGUAACAACAGAAGGAACAGCCAAAAUUCUCAAAAAUGAAGAUAACGUUUCAAAAGAAAAAGAUUUUAUUGGAGUUGAUGAUGAAAUAAGUUUUAAGCUGAAAACCACUACAUCAGCUUUAAAUAAUAAAAGUGAUUUCACAGAAGAAUGUGAAGCAAAGCUUGCUUCUUCCCUCACAAAACAAUCUGAGAGGUCUAGUUUGUUUGAAAAAUUUUCUCCAGAAAAGAUGCUGACUCAGUUAGAACCAAGAAAAGUAAAUGCUGCAGAAGCUUUAGAUAAGGAUAAAUAUGAAACAGAAAGUGAUAACGUGAAAGGUUCUUGGGAGAAAACGCCUACAGGCUUAUUCAAAUAUUCUCCUAAGAACAUUUCUGUAAAAGAAAGAGACAUAAGCCCUGUUGUAAAACUGUUUGAUAUUUCCCCAAAGAAGUCAGCUAGCACUACAGAAUUAUUUGGAUUUGAGAAGGAGCAAUUGCUUCAACAAGGCUCUUCUAGCUCAUUAACUGAAAGAAACAUUAAAGAUGAUUUAGAUAAACAUGUGGCGGAAUCGGUUCAAAAGAAAAGCAAAGAAAGUAUAGAAGAGACAGAAACAGAGAAACCAGUUUCUAAAAGAUUAACAAGAAAACAGGCAGCUGCACAAAAACUUACCUUGCCGCCAGUUAUGAGCAAAGAUAUGCCAACCAGAGUACGUAAAGGUCGAAGACAAUCCUUAGAUGUAAAAGUAGGCUCUGAGUCUCCUAGUGUGACUGAAUCAAUGUCGGAAAGAUCUGAAGAAAACUCAAAUGAUAGUUCUUCCAUUGGGGAACUUGGUUCAAAUCAUGCAAGCAAAGAGGGGAGUUUGGAGAGACAAAGUACUUUGAAAAAUGACAGUGAGGAAAGACAUGAAAAUACUACAAAAACAGUUCAAGAUGUUUCAACAGAGUUGUUGCUUACAUCCAAGGCUAGUCAGAAGAAAAACGCUCAGAUUCAGAAAUAUUCUACUGACACUUCUAAAAUUCUUACAAUUAGUGCUGACAAUGAACAUGAAGUGAAUGAAGUGAGUGUAAAAAUUGAGGAUAUUCCUAUGCCACCUUCAAGCAUUGAUGAAAAUGAGAAUUCUUUGGGUUCCAAAGCUGCUAAAGUAAGUGCUAAGUCUGAUGAAUCCUCUGUUCAGGAUAAUGAGAUAGUGGAUAUGGACCUUGAUGAGCCUGAAGAGACGCAUCAAAGUAUUGAAAUUGUUCAGUUUCAGCCAGAGCAAAAGAAGCAGUCUAAUGCAAAGGAUAUCAAAGAUGACCUGAAAAAUCUUGAAUUGAAAGACAGUAAGCCCUCUGAACAGUCCCGAAAAGAAGAGGCAAAACGACUACUGUUAGAAACUUUUCAAAAAGAUGCUUCAGUAAAGGGCUUCUCGUUAAAGUUACAUUCCAAUGUAUCAAUGAAACCUAAACAGAAGUUAUCAAGUCAGAUGCUAGAGGAUGUGUUUGAUACUGGAAACACUAAAUUGGACAAGCCAAAGCUGAGUUUUAAGUUGUCUGAUGAGCCAAUCAAGCCACUUCCAUUUGGACCACCAGAAUUUCAUUAUUCACCAAAACCAGUUACAGUUACAACAGCAGUUGCUUCGUUUAAGCCCUUGCCAGAAGAAAGAAAUACAUCGGAAUCCAGGGCUCAACAGCCAGAAGCUGUGGUUGAGGAAAUAGGCCCAACAAAAUCGGAUGAAAUAGCAAAUAAAAGUGACAAGACAGAAGAAAGGAAAAGUAAAGAAGACAAUACUUCCGAAGAAAAUCAUGCUGACAAAAAUGAAUCGGAAGAAACAAGACCUGAUAACAACAGUGAGAAUGUGCAAAUUACUUCUAGGACCAAUGAUGUGACAGAUCUCUCGGAGACACCACAUGCAGAGGAAGUAAAAAAAGCUGAAAAUAUUCUUAAAACAACACAGAUCAGUCCUGAACAGAUUGGAAAAGCAAUUCAAGUGAUAGGUCAAGAGAACUUACGUAGACUUGAAGUAUUACAGAGAGAAAGUGCAAAACUUCUUCAAGGUAAAAAGAUAGAGGUUGUUGGACAGAGGCAAGACAACACGAAAUUAACAACUCCAUUACCUGGAAGUUCAGCUUUAUUACAUCCGGGGUCUUCCGACAACUCUAGUUUACAGAAAAAAUAUGACGAGGCAGAUCUUGGACAGCUUGAAAAAGAAAAACAGGAACUGUUAAAAAAGCUUCAUACUCCAGACAUAAAUCCAUCAUUUGAACUUGGCAGCUCAUUUAAAGAAAGCUAUGUAUUUCAUGGCCAGCAUAGUUCUUAUAGUCAAAAUUCCAGUAGUAGAGAAACAGAAAGUGGUGCUUCAGGCACACUAAGAGACUGUGAUAGAAAUGAUGACAAAAGGGCUAGAAGAGAUGAUGAUUAUGAGGACAGAAGAAGUGGUAAAGGACACAGAGAUAGAAGAAAAAGUCGUGAUAGCAGGAGUAGGGAAAGAAGUCGGGACAGGGAUAGCUACAGAGGAAGAGAUAGAGGAAGGAGUAGGGAUAGGAGUAGAGAAAGGGACAGAAGUAGAGAGAGGAAGCAAAAAAGGAGACAUAGAGAUGAGGAUAGGCAUAGAUCAAGGAGGAGAUCAAGAAGUAGGAGUUGGUCCAGAGAUAGAAGAAGUCGCAGCCGGGACAGGAGAAGUAGAAGUAGAGACAGAAGGAGCAGAAGUCAUGACAGAAGAAGCAGAAGUAGAGGAAGAGAUAAAAGGAGCAGAUCAAGAGAUCGUAGAAGCAGAAGUAGAGAGAGGAGAAGUAGGUCCCGAGAUCGGCGAAAAGGUAGACGAAGUAGAUCUAGGAGUCGAAAUAGAAGAAGUAGGAGUCAUAGCAGGGACCGAGACAAAAAGCGAGACAAACUCAAAGAAGAGAAACCAAAGAAGGAAUCUGCUCUAGAAAAAUUUGAGAAGGAACUUGCAGAAAAGAAGAAAGUUUUGCUACAACCUGUAGGUUCAUCUCUUGUAAGUUCUGCUUCACACCCAGUUGCAUCUCAGUCAGGUCAACAGCUUGUGUCUCACCCAGAUCCAAAUACUCAGUUUAUUGAUGCUCAUGGCCAGUUUGUUCAGGCAGACCCAGCAUCAACUCCUCACUUUCUGCCACAGCCAUUCCCAGUUCACCAGCAGCAGAUGCCAAUGUUUCCAAUGGGACAACACCAGCCUAUGCCAGAACAAUCAUAUUCAGGAUUUCCUGCAGAUCCAAGUAUGUUUCAGCCACAAAUUUCAAUGGGCAUGCAACCACAGCCACAAUUGGGACCACACUUCUUUCCUGAAGGUAUGCCUCCACAAAUGCCCCAAGCACCAAUGCCUCCCCAAAUGCCCCAAGCACCGAUGCCUCCAGGACCACAGCCUUUUCAAGGGCCUCUUAUAGGUCCUAGCUUCGGUCAAGGGAUGUUUCCACCCGGGCCAGGACCACAUCAGAUGGAUCCAAAUGUUAUGCCAGGUCAUCACCAAAUGCCUGUGGAACAACUACCAGCUCAAAUGGGUCCUCAUAUUGAUGUUGGAACUGGUCCACCACCGCAUCUUGCUGGACCUGCCCCUGGACUACAUGCCCAAGAUGGGAUGCAUAUACAAGGACCUCAGUCCCAGCAGGACUUUGGACCUCAGCAACCUAGAUAUCAUCAACCAAGUCAAAGACCUGAGACAGAGGUUGAGCGUCAGAGAGGCACUAGACCUAGGUCUUCAUUUGAUAGUCAACGAGAUGUAGCUAUCAAAAGUUCAGAGCCUGAAGAAGAGUAUGACCGCACUCCAAUACCAGACUUUGAUGAAGAAGAUGAAGAUGCACUAGAAUUCAAGAAUGGUUUUGGAGGACCAGGUAUUCCAGGGCAUCCUAAUUUGAAAACAUUGUACAAAAAGGAUGACAGUGAAAAUCAGACUAGAGAAAAUAAAAAGAAAGGAAAGCGAGUGAGUAGAUUUGAACCAAGGCAAGAGGAUCUUGUUAAAAAUGAAUCCAAGCAGGAUGCAGAAGUAGGUAGUCAGAAAUUUGAAGUACACGAAAAGUCUGUAGAGGCAGAAAAAGUAGAAGACACUUUAAAUGUUGAAAGAUCAGUUGAAGAUCAUACUGGUUUUGGAAAGUGGCAGCCAGUCAGUCCUGUUAAACGUGCAUUAAGAGGCACAAAUGAAGAAGCUAUGGAACUACCUCAUGGGCAUUUUUCAGAAGCUGAAAGAAAUGCAUCUGAACUUUAUGUUAAGCCUGAUGAUGAAACCGGUGAACUAGGCACUCCACAAAGUCAGUCCGAGGACAUGUCGGAUUCAGAUGUAGGCAUUGGCAAGCCAAUGAAGGUGAAAUCCAGAUGGCGUAGGGCAAGUGAAGCAGAAGUGCCACCUCCUCCCCCACCACCUAGUAAGAAAAUUGGGGAUGAUAACAAAGAAACAGAUAAGGAGGAAAAGGAAGAUGAAGAAAUUCCUAUCGACUUUGAACUGAUUGAAGAGAAUGUGUACUUGGCUGAAAGGAAAAGAUCAAAACAGAUGCGUGAAGUACGACGGAUGGUUUGUGACUGUACAACGUGUAAGGAAGACAGAGAGAUGGGUUGUGAAGCCUGCGGCGAGGACUGUCUUAACAGAAUGCUAUUCAUUGAAUGUGGAUCCAAAUGCCCCUGUGGAGAAUAUUGUACCAAUAAAAGAUUCCAGAGGAUGCAAAAUGCGAAAGUUUCACCAUUUAGAACUGAUUGGAAAGGUUAUGGCCUAAAAGCCUUGGAAGACCUGGAACCGGGUCAGUUUGUGAUGGAAUAUGUUGGUGAAGUUCUGGAUUAUCCACUGUUUAAGAAAAGAUCCAAACAAUACUCCAAAGCCGGGCAGCAACAUUUCUAUUUCAUGGCAAUUAACCCUGAAGAGAUCGUUGAUGCCACUGUGAAAGGAAACAUCUCGAGGUUUAUCAAUCACAGCUGCGAUCCUAACUGCGAGACGCAGAAGUGGACAGUGAAUGGUACACUGAGAGUUGGUUUCUUUGUGAGAAAACCUAUCAAGAAAGAUGAGGAGAUCACAUUUGACUACAAAUAUGAAGUCUAUGGCAAAGAAGCCCAGAAAUGUUACUGUGGGACAGCAAUAUGCCGUGGUUGGCUUGGGGGAGACAAGAGGAUGGAAUUGCGGUCUACACGUAGGUCUACAUCGGUGGAUGAAUCAGAGAAGAAAAAGAAGGAACUGUUUGAUGACAGUGAUAAGCUUGAGGAAGAAAUUGAAAGAAUGUCAGAGCUUCAUCAGGGUCUGAGAAACAAGAAUGACGUAUUAAACAUGUGUCGUCUGAUGGUGAGAGCUGAGGAUCCCGAACAUAGGCUGCAGAUUCUUCGUGUACUGGAGAACACAGAAGAACAAGCGUGUCUGCGGCUAUUCCUGGACUACCAUGGACUGCCUCUAGUCUGGUGCUGGAUGGCUGAUGCUAGACUGCAAGUCUCCGAUCUCAAACAUAUUAUGUUGAAGGUAUUGAAGAAAUUGCCUAUCACCAACAAGACCAUAUUAGAAGACAGUAAAAUUUUAGAUAUCGUUAAAAAAUGGUCAGAGUCUGGUGAUGCGUUAGACCCCUCUGAGGUUUCAGACGCUCUGGAAACUACACAGGAAAUUACCGACACUGAUAAUACAGAAAAUGACGAUGAAUCCAUAUCUACUCCUCCAGUGACUUCAAAUAAAAACCCGGUCUCCAUUCUUGCAUCAAUAAGGGAUAAAAAAUCUGUGAAAAAGUCUGUGAAGUUUGCGGAAGUUGAAUCUUCAUCUGACAGUGAAUCUCGUGCCAGUGCUUCUGAGAGUGAUAUCCCUGGAGAUUCGGUUGAAGGGGACGUAACUAGUUCUUCUCAGACUGGUUCUAGUGUAAAAACAAGAAGACAGCUUAAAGAAUUGAGGAGAAGGGUUCUAGAGAGAGAUUCAGCAGACACCAAGCCAGAAUCUGUGUCGGAUGUGACACAGUCUACAGAUGCUGAUAGUUCAUCGGAGAACCAGUCAGUGUCUAGUCUGAAGGAUUUAAAUGUAGAGGAAAGUGAUGACAAGAAUGUGGAGGAAAGUGAAGAAAAAACUGUAGAAAUAAGUGAAGAUAAAACUAUGGAAUUAAGUGAAGAAACUGAUCCAGAAAGCAGAACAAGUGCUGGUAUUUCAGAAAAAGAGACGGAAGAAUUAGAACAGAUUGUGAGAGCAGCUGAAAUAAAAACACUGGCCUCAGAUUUACUGGAACAUUGGUCAACAUUAAAGGAGGUCUACAAGAUUCCAAAGAAAGAGGUUCUGGAAGAGAGAAAGAAAACAGAGAGAGAACUAGAUUCAAACUAUGAGAAAAUUGCUUUGAUUGAAGAACGCAAGAAAAAAGUGUCAGGCUGGGACACAGUAAAGGCAAGGAAGAGGAAACGGGAACCAAGUUACAAAGAUGAUACGGAUGAUUCUGACUCAAACACUGCCUCAAGGAAAACUCUGCUUCAAACACCUCCGAAGAUGAGCAAGUCAGAGAGACGUCAGUUAUUUGAGGCUCAGGUGAAAGCUCAGGACGAGUUGGCGGCCGAGUACCAGCGGCACCAAGAACAGAUACAGCAAGAACAGUUUGAGCAGGAGCAGCUGAUACAGCAACAACAUCAGCGGCAACUCAUGCAAGACCCAGGCUUCUGGUAUUACGCAACUCAGGACCCAAACUUCCUACCGUCGAUUGGCAUAGAUCCGCAGCAGUUCUUGCAGCAGUUGGCAAUGGAUCCUGUUUUACUGCAGCAGCUGAUGGCAACAAUACCCAACUUCCAGCAACAACUAGAACAUCUCACCUUCAUGUACCAGCAAGCUGUUUUACAGGCCAGUCAGUUUGAUAUGGCAGCGCAACCAGAACCAGCACCUGUGCAGGAAGAUAAUGAACCAAUGACCGAACAGCAUAUGGCCUUCCUUCAACAGGUAGAGGCAUUUAAGCAGCAACAUCUUGAGCCAGCUAAGACAGCCAUGCCUACCAUAGAGGAGGAAGAUAUACCUCCACCCCCGUCCCCACCCAAAGGCAAGGCUAUAGUUCUACCCCCGAACUGGAAAACUGCCAAAGAUGCUGAAGGAAAAUUGUACUACUAUCAUACUGUCACAAGACAAACCCAGUGGGACCCGCCAAAUAUAGACACAGGAGAACAUGCUGACGACAUGGACCUGGGAACUCCGACACAGGAUGAUACUGUAUCUAGGUUUCUUGUUCCAUCAAAGUUUGCCUUUAUGGAGCCAGAAUGUGUUGAAUCUAACCUGGUGUUGGGUGAGCAAAAAGAAGAGAAAGAGAAAACAACCACUGCAGCUGCCGACACUUCCAGUGAAACGUCUCGUAAACUCAAGGAACAGUUCAAAACUAAGAUGUCCACAUGGAUUGUGAUAUGCCUUAAUCCAUUCCGUAAACCCGAUUGCAAACUUGGCAGGGUAUCGUCAACAGAGGAUUUUAAACAUUUAGCAAGGAAGUUAACACAUCAUGUGAUGGCAAAAGAAUUAAAACAUUGUCGCCAUGUGGAAGAUCUGGAGGUGAAUGAAAAUGUGAAAUCCAAGGCUAAAGACUUUGUCAAGAAAUAUAUGACCAAAUUUGGACCUUCCUACAAACGGUCUGGGAAUUCCCCGACAUAUGAAUAAAUACUACACGUUGCACUCUGGGAAUUCCCCAACUAAACACUAUUUGUUACAUUCAGGGACUUCCCCAGCAUAUGUCUAAAUACUCCAUGUUACAGUCAGGAAAUAUCUCAACAUACGGCUAGAUACUACACAUUGCAUUCAGGGAAUUCCCCAAAUUAUGAUUAGAUUGUAGCUCUGACAUUACUUGUGUAAUGGAAAUUUCCCAACAUGUGGUUCAAAGUCACUGAAGGCUUUGCCAAUGAAAAUCUUGAAAGUGUGAUUUUGAUAAGUGUUAACAUGAUAGUGUUUCAUUUUUGAUGUCACCUCAUUGAAAUCAGAUGUUAACUGCAUGGACAUUCAGAAACAGCUAACCACUUUUUGCAAUGAUGUGACAACUUUCUAAACAUGUAUUUUUCAUUGUGUGCUGAUGUUCUUUGAAACAACUAUUAAAGGGAGAUAAUUGAUUUGAUCAAAACCAACUACAGUAGGUGAAUUUUGAUACGGAACUACAUAUAAUAUGAAGUAAAUUUUAAAGGUUGAAAAUCAGUUUCUUCAACAGAUAGCAAAAACAUUUAAAUAAAAAAAUGAAUGUAUGAAGAUAGAAAUUAAAUGGAACUUAAAG
Mercenaria mercenaria is the source of this 18482-nucleotide messenger RNA. RefSeq lists its product as uncharacterized. Gene Ontology annotation, molecular function: histone H3K36 methyltransferase activity; protein binding. The transcript is spliced from 24 exons. The record is from RefSeq and is a predicted model, not a curated record. NCBI's taxonomy places the organism in Eukaryota, Metazoa, Mollusca, Bivalvia, Venerida, Veneridae. The coding region runs from base 2 to 17881 and encodes 5959 amino acids. Gene Ontology annotation, cellular component: nucleus.